GGGAGUGCUGUCAGACCAUUGUGCUGACUUAGACAGGAAAUGAGAGUUUGUCGACCUACAGACGAGAUCUGGACGGGUGACAGCAGGGUGAGGCCAGGGCAUAGACCGCAGCAGAAGGGGUCUCUGUGUUACAUACACACUUUUAUGUAGACCUGAUGGAUGCCCAUAGGAAAGAAAUAUCACAGAUGAUAUUUAACAUCUCAGGUGUUUCUCACAUGUGCAACUUUCAGAAGAGCUGUCAAUAAAACAGAGCUCAGAUGUGACCGCAGACAUGGCAGCUAGAAAUGAACUCAAUAUGAACAUUUCUCAAAGGCCAAAUGAUAACUCCACAUUUAUUUUAGCCUAUAUCUCUAUACUCUUAAGGUUAGGGUUGCAAAGUGGUAUACAAUUUCUGGUAAAUAUUCCUGAAAUUUUGGAUACUUUACAGGAAUUUUUGGAAAGUUUCCAGCAAUUAACAGAAAGGCCCAUUUACGGAGCCUUGACAUGCAAGAAAAAUAAAUAAAUCGUGCACACGAUUACUAUUUCAUAAAUUUAGCAAGCUGAGGGAACAAAUUUGUAAAUUGUGUGCACAAUUUAUAAAUUAUGGAUCAUUUAUUGUGCAUUGAUGUGAACACUAUAGUUAUCAUUACAGUAAUUAUUUUUUAUGUUAACAGGCCUUUACUGAAGACAAUUGCUUUGUUUAUUUCUGAGAUACUUGAAUGAAAAAUAACUAACAGAAACCAAACAAAUUUACUUUGAAUAUUCAGCUAAAGUCUGAAAAUGUGAAAUUCAACUACUGAGGUCUUUUUUUUUUUACAUUGUUAAUGUACAUGUAUUGUUGCACAACUGAUAUUAUUUGCAAUACUAUCAUAUCUAAUAAAAUUAUUAUUUGCUGAAUAAUGAUAUUGGACAACAGUGGGUAUUCUUGUUUGGUAUCUCAGAAAUGUCAUGUUCAUGCCUGUUCCCUCUUUCCUUCAAAUAUAUUUUCUUCUUCCUGUUACGAAAAUUACUAAAUUUGGGUACAGCAAGAUCAGCAUAUGCGUAACGUGUGGGAGCAUAUCCACCCUUAUUAAUCUCUGUUUCGAUGGACGUUACUGGUUGGAUGGCCUCUGCCGACCUUGAACUGAAAGGACUGUAUAAAACGGACUGUCCCUCUAUUUCUCAGAAGGCAGGGCUUAAGAGGAAGGCUUGAUUAGAUAUGUACUGCAGGCUGGUGCAGUUGUCCUGGGUCAGGCAUGACAGAUUCAAAGACAGGCAGGGUCAAGCUUUAUGAAACGCACUGUGUGGCGCAGUAGCUCAGAUUUAUGAGGGAUGUGCAUGGAUUUCAGAGUGUGUAUUGAAGGUACUUAAUAUCUAGCAAUAUAGAAAAUAACAAGCUGCAUAAUUUGAGGUAUCAUUCACAUUGCCUUGGCUUGACUUUAUCACCGCUGUACGCGAAGAAUGCCUUGCGAUUGUUACCAGUUCAGGAGGUAGAGAGACGUCAUGCCCAUUGGAUGUCAUGCGAGUACAUGUACGUCUGUUAUUGUUCUUUUACAGCAGAAAAGUUGUGUAAGUGCCUUGUCUUUUCAAAGUGUCUGCGGCUGAUGCUGCCCUCUGUGUUACAUACUGUGUGUGUGUGUGUGUGUUAUUACAUUUCAUUAUUUUAUUAAGCCAGUUUAAACCUGGUUAAUGCAGAAUUAGACAAGAGUUUGAUGGAUGGAUAGAAGGAAGAUGUCUCAGCACUCUGUAAUUAUUUCUGUCCCUGUGGAAGUGUGCAUUGACUUACUAAUGAAAUGAAUGGAAGUUUUGUUUUAAGGGCAGCUUUGAUAACUUAAUAUGACUUUACAAUGUUCUCUACAAGCACAAAUAAACAUAAUCCGAUGACCCUUGCACUUGAUUUGUGCCCUAAACCUACAGAUAAGUAAUAUUUCAGCAGCAAGAUGUUUAUACUUGAACCCACUGUGGCUAAUUAGAUGAAAUUGAAGAAAACUACUUUCUUAACAUAAAAUUAUUUUAAAAAACUUCCUUGUACAAGUCAUCAAUAUGUGAUUUCAACUACAAUUAUGCAUGCUUGAUUUUGCGUAGAGUCAGCAAAGACAAUUCAGAUUGCAAGCUCGUAAAUCUAAAUUUUGUCAACUCAAACUCAAAAGUUAUAAAAUGCAAUUUCAGACUCAAAAUUUUGAUUGGAUCAGCUGCAUUCAUACCCGUGGUAAAAUAGCAAUGUACUAUUUAAUCAAAUAGUAAUAUUAAAAAGUAAUAGUCAUAAUAUAUAUGUAAAACAGCCUUUACUCCCGUAAGUGUAAUAAUACUUUAAAUGAUAAAAAUUAUAAUUAUUGAAAUUAAAAAUUAUUUACUAUUAUUUAUAUUAUUCAUAUAAAUUAUAAUUAUUAUUUAAUUAUUAAAUGUGGGUGUUAUAAAUUCACUGUAAAUCCCAGCACUGUGUGGCUCAGUCUUUUACUGUGGCAUUAUGGAUUCAGCAGCAAACAGUGGCGUUGAUAUUGUGUUCAUCAGUCUACUGCAGAUCUCUACCCUGUGUUAUUUAUGCAUUUAGUGUUUGAGGUUGGACUCAUUCACCCUGCGUAGCUUUGCACUCUUUCACACUGUCUUAAGGUCUUUUGUACUUUUGCUCCUGCUCAAACUAGGUCUUUUGUUCCUUCUUUUCACAAUGCAUUGCCUAAUCAGAAGAGGCAGCAUGGGAUGUGCUUUUUCAGAUGGCGGAGGUUCACAGACAGAUCCAGAUGCAGCUAGAGGACAUGCUGAAAUCAUUCCACAAUGAACUUCUCACAGAACUGGAGAAAAAAGUGGAAUUGGAUGUUCGCUACUUAAAUGCAGCUCUGAAGAAAUACCAGAUGGAACACAAAAGUAAAGGUGAGAGUCUGGAGAAGUGCCAGGCCGAGCUGAAGAAGCUGCGCAGGAAGAGUCAAGGCAGCAAGAACCCCUCCAAAUACGGAGACAAGGAGAUGCAGUACGUCGAGACCAUCAGCAGCAAACAAAAUGAGCUGGAUAAAUACAUCUCUGAGAGCUACAAGAAUGCCCUGUCCGAAGAGAGACGGAGGUAUUGCUUCCUCGUUGACCGUCAGUGUGCAGCGGCCAAAACGAGCAACGCCUACCACACCAAGGGCAGAGACUUGCUGACGCAAAAGAUCCCUUUGUGGCAACAAGCGUGUGCCGACCCAAAUAAACUCCCAGAGCGGGCAAUGCUUCUAGCUCAGCAGAUGGGCUCAGGAGCCACGGGGACGCUGGGACCCAGUGUCCACCACACCUCUAAAUCUAGCCUGACCAUCUCAGACCCCAUCCCUGGGGCCAAGCCACUUCCUGUGCCACCUGAGCUGGCAGCUCUCAUGGGGAACCAACAGACAAGGAUGAUGGGAGUAGAAGGUGUUCCCAUUGUGAAUGGCUCAGGGGUCCAUGUGGGAGAAGACUACCAACGCUGGAUGGAGACCAGAGCCGCACAUGAGAAACCGGCCCACAGACAGGGUGGAGAGACCUUCUCCAACACCCUACCUGUCCGCAAGGUUGCACCUGUAAAGCCCAAGAAUACUUUGGCAGAGACACAGACCCUCCCCAGGUCUAGCUCGAUGGCAGCUGGGUUGGAGAGAAAUGGACGGACACGUGUUCAGGCCCUCUUCUCUCACGCCGCCGGGGACAACAGCACACUCCUCAGCUUUAUGGAAGGAGACAUCAUUACACUGUUGGUGCCUGAAGCCCGGGACGGCUGGCACUACGGCGAAAACGAGAAAAACAGAAUGAGAGGCUGGUUCCCGUUCUCCUAUACCCGUGUGAUUCCUGAGCCAGACAGCAAUAAACUCCACGUCAGUUUGCAGCAUACGAGGAGCAGCAGCACAGGAAAUCUUCUGGAGAGAGAGAUGGCGUUGCCGACACCUGAUUAUGGCAUGCCCACACGCUUCCUCACCCAGCAGCAGAGCACACCACACAGCCGACAGAGACCAUACAGCAUGGCAAUGCCAGGAUUCUCACAACAAGGGUUGGAGGAGUAUGAGUCGCGAUUCCAAACGAGUGCGGAGGGCAAAUUGAUUUCGACAGUGUGAGACACCACCUUCCCCUCCGUCCACACACACUCCCCUGUCAUCCCCCUUCACUCCACCCUCAGAGGAAGAGGAUCUAGAUCCACCCUUCCCACCUUCUAGUUCCCUUAUUUUAUCCCAGUUGGAAGCAGCCUAACGGAACCGGAAUGCUGAGUAUUCCAUGUUGACCUUCCUCAUUAUACGCUCCCAUCAUGAGAAUGUUGAACUUUCUUCAGUAAACAUGUUGAAUUGUCUUUAUGUAUCUCUUGCCUGUCUUUCAUGCAUGUACUGUACAUGUCAACAAUGUAUAAAUGCAUUACAUUUUGCAUCCAGGGGUCCACGGAUUUAAAGGAAUAGUUUACAUGAAAAUUUAAAUUCUGUUGUUUACAUGAUUUAUUAUGUUUUCUUUUAUGGAACACAAAAAGACAUAUUUAUGAAAUCGAAGAAGUAUUUUUUUUUCUCCUUGCAGUGAAAGUGAAUGGUAACCAGGUUUUCUUCUAGUUUUUUUGGUCAUUUUGGAGUUUGACAUCGACUGAUCCUCAUUCACUUUCACUUGAGGGAAGAGAACAGCUCAGAAAUAAUAAUUUAUUUUUUGUUUGUUUCUGUGGAAGAUAGAAAAGUUGUUUAGGUUUGGAACAACAUGAAGGCGAGUAAAUAUAUAUCUAUUUUUUUGUUGAACAAAUAAUCUUUAAUGAAAACCAAUGUGGUAAUAUGAUUAAAGUUAUUGUUUGUAACAAUUCCAGUGGAUUUAUCCAAGUAUAAACGACUGUUAAUAAUGAAACUCGGCCGAGAAAGACCAUAUUCUGUGUUGGUAAAUUUGCAUAAAAAAUAAUAAAAAAUAAAUAAAUUAUAUAUAUAUAUAUAUAUAUAUAUAUAUAUAUAUAUAUAGUCAGGUGUUUUUAAUGAUUCCUUUUACAUUGUACAAUUGAAUGAAACUGAUGUAAACGUUCAGUGUUUUUCCAUUUCAUUGCUUAUAUCGUUGUUAUAAAAGGGUCUCCGUGAUCUCCUAAUAUCUCACCUGGAGUCCCUUCAAUGAAGUAUCUGUGUUCUAAAUGUGUCAAGUGUUGUAGAUUAGGACGGUCAAUUCUGAUGUGCAGUACACACUUGACCUUCCCUGAGUCUCAAGUGAAGAUUGCGUUUGAAAGCAUAGAAGUUGAAUCGGAACAAAUACUUUAAAUAUAAAUGACAAAAAUGGGUCGUUUCUGGAAUUCAUGGUUCAUGCAUGAAAGAAAAGACAACUGGUACCUACAUAUCCAUGUCUCACCACCAUCCACGAGUGAAGCAGUGAGAAGCUGUGUGUUAGUGAUUUGGUACAGUACAUCACUGUAACACAUGGUAACAAGCGGCUCAUUGCUUAUAUGAGUAAAAGCAGAAAGGAAUGAACAAUCUAGUUUUAGUCUAGGCCAGCUACUGUUGCCAAGAAACAUCUCUAAUUUAUUCAUGUAGAAUGUUUAGCUCAUCCAAUCAGAUUUUAGAAUCCGAACUAUCCAUUAUUUCCUCUUCUGCACUGAUGUUUGUGUUGCGAUUGUUUCAGCGAUACAUCCCUAUUAAUGAUGUGCCAAGUCUUAUUAUUAAUAUAAUCCAUGUGAUCCAGUGCCUUGUACAUAGCACACAAUAUUUGUAAGUACUAUAACUGAUAAUCAAAUUUUAAGUUGUAAUCAUGAGUAUUUCUGAUCUUUUUCUUUGACAUGGAUGCAUUGUUUCAUUUGGUUCAACAAGAUCCCUGCGGAUCCCAGUGUACAGUACAGCUUUUAGAUUCGAAACAUAUGUAAAAACAGCAAUAAUCAGAUUUGAUACCAUACUUUUCAGUUUAGUAUCAAUUUAAACAUUAUAUUUGAUGCUUAUAAUACACUUACACACCACUUGUGUGAGUUUUUUAGCCUUUUUCACAGGAGUGAAAGUUGAAGUCUUAGUUCCAGUGUUGUAAUGAAAGGGAACCUUUUUCAUAGAAACAAAAUGCUUAUGAUUAAGCUAUAAAAGAGAGAAGGUUUCUCUGAUGUGAUAGACACACCAUAUUGCUUGUCUGGUCUAGUAAUUGUUUAAAGGUGCACUGCUCGAUAUUUUCUCUGUAUUGUACUUGAGAAGUCGAUUUAUUGUUGUACAUGAAGGUGAUGCACAAUUAAAUAAAAAGCACCUUCAUUAUUACCACAAAGUAUUCGUGGAGACGUGCAGAUUGUAGACUUGCUUUCACUUUUCCCAUGUUUUCCUCCACCAAAGAUCCUGCCAGGUUCUUUGCGUCUGUCUGUAUCUCCUCCAGCUAUAGUUUUUUUUUGCUUUUACACCGUUUGUCCUUUUCUGUGUGUAACUAAACUAAAGUCUUGCUGUAGCUCUGCCAACACUCACCAUCUCUGUUUUGAUGAAUUUAGAGACAAAAGCAGUAAGGUGUCAAGGACUGGAAGCCAGUGCCAGUGUUUCUUCUUUCUGCACUAGAGUAAAGACCAUGAUACAGCUGCCACGCUCCGAGAGAGCUCCACCUCUGUCAUGAUAUUUAUGUCGAAUGCCCACUUUUUGGAUGUACGUAAAAGGAGAGAAUGUACAAUAAUUGUACAGCAAAGUAUAUACACUCCAAUAUGCAUGUAUUUUGAGCGACAGCAGAACAGUGUAAUGUUGCUAAAUGACCAUGUGACUUUCUACUCUUGAAAAGAUUAAUAAACAUUUCUUCAGAUUAAA
Carassius gibelio (silver crucian carp) is the source of this 6653-nucleotide messenger RNA. RefSeq names its product BAR/IMD domain containing adaptor protein 2b (gene baiap2b). The record is from RefSeq and is a predicted model, not a curated record. Gene Ontology annotation, biological process: actin filament bundle assembly; positive regulation of actin filament polymerization; actin crosslink formation. NCBI's taxonomy places the organism in Eukaryota, Metazoa, Chordata, Actinopteri, Cypriniformes, Cyprinidae. The transcript has 12 exons. Gene Ontology annotation, cellular component: nucleoplasm; cytosol. Bases 2670 to 4007 code for a protein of 445 amino acids. Gene Ontology annotation, molecular function: cytoskeletal adaptor activity; protein binding.